CUCCCCCUGGCUGCCAUGGUCCCUCCCUCUGUUUCUGACACACACACACUCCCUGUGUAUCUCUCUCUCACACACUGUCUCUGUCAUCUCCACCUCCCCCUCUUGCUCUCUCCCUCACACACACAGUGUUGUCACUGCCUCGGCUUCAGAAGCCUUCGACCCCCACCCUCGCCCUCACUUCUGCCGGACCCUAGAGCACAUUCCGAGCGGCUAAGAUCUGAACACGAUUUUGCAAAAUAGUUUUCGGAUUUUAUUUUGGAAAUGGAUUAGCAUCUGAACUCACUGCGUUCUGACUGUAGAACACGUGGAUUCAGGGGAUGCAACAUGACCUCUGCUGCUGUAGAUGGUGGUGGAUCGGUGGGGGACUUUGUCAGCAACGGAGUGGAAAAAUUGGAACAGGAAGAAGUACAAAUAACUGAAUACCCUGCUGUGAUAGUGGAGCCAGUUCCUAGUGCCCGACUGGAACAGGGUUAUGCAGCCCAGGUUCUGGUGUAUGAUGAUGAGACCUUCAUGAUGCAGGAUGUUGCAGAAGAGCACGAGGUGGAGACAGAAUCUGUGGAAAUAGUGGAAGCGUCCGUUCAUGGCAGCAAUGUUCACUGCACGGAUAAGACUAUUGAGGCUGCGGAAGCACUGCUACACAUGGAAUCUCCUACUAUCUUGCGAGAUACCAGGAGCCCUGUGGAAGUCUAUGUUCCCCCGUGUGUCUCCACUCCUGAAUUUAUUCAUGCAGCUAUGAGGCCGGAUGUAAUUACUGAAACAGUCGUGGAAGUUUCCACUGAAGAUUCAGAACCAAUGGACUCUACGUCUAUCCCAAUAUCUAUUGAACUUGGAGAACCAAUGAAGAAAAAAAAAGCUGGCCGCAAACCAAAAAUGCAACAGCCUGCUUUUUCAAAUGGAUCUCCAGAACUGGGAAUCAAGAAGAAGCAAAGGGAAGGCAAAGGCAAUACCACCUACUUGUGGGAGUUCUUGUUGGACCUGCUGCAAGAUAAGAACACCUGUCCACGUUACAUUAAGUGGACUCAGAGAGAGAAGGGGAUCUUCAAGCUGGUGGAUUCAAAGGCCGUUUCCAGAUUGUGGGGAAAGCAUAAGAACAAGCCAGAUAUGAACUAUGAAACCAUGGGUCGAGCUUUAAGGUACUACUACCAGAGAGGGAUCCUUGCAAAAGUUGAAGGUCAAAGGUUGGUCUAUCAAUUUAAAGAGAUGCCCAAGAACAUUGUGGUAAUAGAAGAUGACAAAGCCGAGUCCUGCAGUGAAGAGAUGGUGUCUCCCAUAGAUGACAAAUCAUUGGAGAGAGUCUCUAUCCCCACCGAAGGCAUUAUGAAAAUGGCAAUGCCAGCCAGACUAGAGAAGAGCCCAACCCAGCAGAGUUCUAACAGGAAAGCGAGACUAGUUAGCUUGUCCUCUCCUGUCAGUGAGGCUUCACCUCAUUCACCCACCAGCAACACGCCAACAGCAACGCAGAGGACUGUCCGUGUGGCCAUGCAAGUUCCUGUAGUAAUGACGUCUUUGGGGCAGAAGAUCUCCACUUUGGCUGUCCAGUCAGUGAAUCCAGGUUCUCCUCUGAUUGCGAAUAGCAGCCCAACAACAGCAUCAGCUCCAAAAGUUGUCAUCCAGACAAUCCCUACAAUGUUACCAGCAUCGUCUGAAAGUGGAGACAAAUUCACCAUGCAGCCUGCCAAAAUAAUCACUAUUCCAACUUCCCAACUCACGCAGUGUCAUUUGCAGACAAAGCCUGGAUUGAGUGGGCCUGGGGCUCUUAAUCUUGUUGGAACCCCACUGACUGUGAGAGCACUUACCCCUGUUUCAAUAGCUCAUGGGACUCCAGUUCUGAGGUUGGCAAUGCCAGCACAGCAAGCAAGGUGUCAGACUCCCCCGAGGCUCAUCAGCACCCUAAUCAAAGGACCUGAAGUCAAAUCAGAUAUGCUAGUGGGCAGGCAGGAGGGAGAGCUAAAAACAUUUCAGUUGGUUACAGAUGAAAAAUCCGCAGACGGGGGCCAAACAGUUACCCAUGUUGUUGUUGUCAGCACCCCCUCUGCAAUCAACUUCCCUGUUAAUGUCAAACAAGAGACAAGUGUCAUAUGUGAAAAGUGACAAAGCAUCACUGCGCCACUAAAAUUCUGGCUUAAACUGACAUUUAAAAAAUCAACCGCUGAUAAAACGAAACUUCUGGACAGAAAGAAGCGAUAAAGUCCUCGGAGACUUUAAACAAAGACAAUAUAAAUAUACGGAUUCUAAAAAGAAAAACUCGAUUCUGUUCCCAUGUUUUCAGUGGGAACUGUUCAUGUCACGUCAACGUUCCUAAUGCAUCAGAGGGGGAAAAAAAGGGACCAAAGUCAUUGUUCAUAUCUAUUUUUUUCCCAUUUUUUUCGGUUUUUUUGUUACACUAAAUAUAAAGUGGAACACUAAAUAACAUUAUGCCAGAACCACAGCAAUUGUAAAUGGUAAGAAAUCUGUUCUACUGUGUGCAAACAGCUCUCCCUUUAUCGGUGCUAUGCAGAAAAAAAACUGCUAAAAAGAAGUAUUUUAGACAUGAACUGUAACAAUACGCACGCAGGGAAAUAACGGUUGUGGAGUUCUGAAAUGCAAGUGCAAAAUAAUCCGGGACGACAGAAACCGAUUUCAUAUUAAAGCCUUAGACUCGUUCUUAGUUUUAUUUUCCGUAAAAAAAAUAAGCUAACCGCUUGUUUAUGUAAAGCAAUUUUUUAUACAUAUUAAGAAAAAUGUAAAAAGGAAAAAAAAAAACAUUGUACCUAGCACAGUAUUGUUAUAGAAUUAAUUACACGUAACCUAUUUUAUACGGUAGUUAAAAGUAUGAUUUAUUUUUUGUCGUUCAUUUUUGUUAUAUCGCAGUCUGUUUUGGGAAGGCCUGGGAAGCAUUUUGAGCACCAUUUUGGUGCGACAACAGGUCAAAGGAGCCUUUAAAUGUAACAUGCUUUUUUUUCUUGUUGUUUUUUUUGCCAGGAUCCCUUGCAUACAUUUCAGUUUUUUGCUUUAAAAGGUCACCACAAAGCAUGUGUCCAUUUAUUGGUUAUAAAGUUUGAAGCCUGCUAUUUUUUUAGUUGAAGUUCUGAAGGCGGGUCGCUUAGGGGGAGAAAUACCAGUGUUCAGAAUGGACUCAAAUAGUUUGUAUAUUCAACAUUUGAAGUAUAUUCUAUUUUGUUGUACUCUUGUUUCAAAGUGUAUUCGAGUAGAUUUUACUGCAAUAUAGAAAAUUAAUUUGA
This is a messenger RNA of Xenopus laevis (African clawed frog), 3221 nucleotides long. It is a transcript of the gene elf2.S, whose product is annotated as E74 like ETS transcription factor 2 S homeolog. Gene Ontology annotation, molecular function: DNA binding; DNA-binding transcription factor activity; DNA-binding transcription factor activity, RNA polymerase II-specific. Gene Ontology annotation, biological process: positive regulation of DNA-templated transcription; regulation of DNA-templated transcription; regulation of transcription by RNA polymerase II. Lineage: Eukaryota; Metazoa; Chordata; Amphibia; Anura; Pipidae. Gene Ontology annotation, cellular component: nucleus. The transcript has 10 exons. The record is from RefSeq and is a predicted model, not a curated record. The coding region runs from base 325 to 2091 and encodes 588 amino acids.